Messenger RNA from Panthera uncia (snow leopard), 9751 nucleotides. It is a transcript of the gene CCDC138, whose product is annotated as coiled-coil domain containing 138. NCBI's taxonomy places the organism in Eukaryota, Metazoa, Chordata, Mammalia, Carnivora, Felidae. The record is from RefSeq and is a predicted model, not a curated record. The transcript has 9 exons. Bases 1790 to 2902 code for a protein of 370 amino acids.
UUUUAGUAUAUACUAGAUUUCAAAAUACUCUUAAAACUUCUAUCAUCUAUACUUAAAUUAUUUAUCAAAGUCUUAGGAUAUAUUCUAUCUAGAGAAAUUUUUUUAUUAACUUUAUUUGCUAACUUUAUUUUGUAUAAUACUUCCAAAUAUAAAUAUGGUAUUCUUAAGCUUUUGGUUUUUCAUCAUCUAUUUUAGCAACUAGUUGAGAUGCUUUUGCAAUUUGAAAUUUUUAAAAUUGAAAACAAGCAAAAAAACCUGCUUGAUAACCUGGGGAUUUUUAGGCAUUUAGCUAAUCUAAUACUACUUCUUUUAACUGCUAUUUUACACCACUGCUUAUUUAACAUUCGUUUAUUUUCUGGGUAUCUAUUAUGUGCUAGGCAGUGUACUAGAAGGAAGCCUACACAUUGCUUGUAGUCCCAUGAGUAUAGAGUGCUAUCAUGUUGUACUGUGAUUAUGUGUGUGAUGUAAUCUCGGUUGCUACUUAAUACUGAAGUUGCAAAUAUUUUUAUGAGUUGUAUCUGUUUUUCUUUUUUUGUUUGUUUAACUUUUGCCAGUUUUUGACUGAAAGAUGUGAAAGAAUAUGUUGAAGAGAGAUGAGAGACUGAUUGUGUGUGUAUUUGUGGGAAGAGGAGAAGUAGAUGAGCAGAAACUGGGCUAAACCCAGUCACUUCAAAAAUUAAAGCUUUGGGCUGGAAAACUAUAUGGAUUCUAAGCUCAGACUCUCAGAGAUAAUAUGAAUCCUGGAAUUCCUUAGGUAGCUAGCUAUAUGUUCUCAGUUUCUCUUUUUGAUGUCCUGUAGUCACGGCUUGUUACAGCUUUUCUCAGUGGCCUUGAUAACUAGGGAUACUGUUUCUCAUUUGAUCUAAGUUCUUUGGCUUCUCUGAAUUCAUUUAUGGCCUCCCACAGUUGGAGUAUGGCCUUCACUUACUGUUGUUUGGAAGCCUGCUUUAUCCCUGGUGAGAUUACUUUUUCCCAUCACACUCAGUGUAGUGCUCUCUCCCUCUCUUUUUUAAAUUGUAGUUGACACACAACAUUGUAUUAGUUUCAGGCGUACAAAUUAAUGAUUUGACAACUUUGUAUGUUAUGCUGUUCUUACCACAAGUGUAGGUACUGUCUGUCACCAGACAACUCUAGCACAUUUUUUUUGAGAAGGGUUUCUUUAACUACUAGCCAAGGAGCAUUGUUGCCUAUACCUAUCUUUUAAGGUUGUACAAUUCUUAAUAGUCUUGCAUGUGUUUGUAUCAAUAUCUGGUGAGCGGAGUGGAUAUGUAAUUAUUAAGUGAUCAACCUAUUGAUAAUUGGAUUUUUGAUCUAGUAUGUCCAAACUGAAAAAGCUUGGGAGAAACCCUUUGGUAUCAACUGGCAGAAUGCUUUUUAAAACAAUUUUUUAAGUUCAUUUAUUUUGAGAGAGAGAGAGCACAUGAACGAGAGAACACAAGUGGGGUAGGGGUAAAGAGAGAGGAAGAGAGAGAAUCCUAAGCAGACUCCCCACUGUCAGCGCAGAGCCUGAUGUGGGGCUUGAGAUCAUGAACUGCGAGUUUAUGACCUGCAUCGAAAUUGAGAGUCAGAUGCUUAACUAACUGAACCAGUCAGGUGUCCCCGGGGUGCUUUUUUAUAGUUACUUUGUUUAGUGUGGAUAAGGGAUCGUUUUUUGUUUUCUGUUAAGGAUGAAAUAGUAAAUACUUUGGACUCCGUGAGCCAUACAGUCUGUCACAAUGACUCGACUCUGACGUAAUGCAAAAGCAACUAUAGUCAAUAAUUAAAUGAAGUAAGUGAAGAAAACAAGAAGAUGGAGAUUCAGGCUAAGAGAGUUCAAGCUCGUUUAGAUAAUUUACAGAGGAAAUAUGAGUUUAUGACAAUACAGAGACUGAAAGGAAAUUCCCAUGCUGCUAACGAAAUGAAAAGUUUAAGACAAGAAAAAGUACCAGUCUCAAAAACUCACAAGGUACCACUUAAUGCACAAGUUUAUGAACUUUUAACUGUCUUCAUGGACUGGAUUUCAGAUCACCACCUUAGUAAAUUAAAAAGCGAAGAAUCUGGAAUGGAUGGUGAAAAGCCCCUACUGAAAUUUGCUUCUCAGAGAAAUGAUAUUCAGGAGAAGUGUAUAAAGCUUUUGCCUGUGAUUACAGAGCAGUUACAGUGGAUGCCAUUUGUGAAUGCCAAACUUCAUCAGCCUUUUGUAAAAUUUAUAUAUUGGUCUCUAAGGCAGCUAGAUGCUGGAACACAGCAUUCAACUAUGACAUCAACAUUGAGGAGACUGGGUGAAGACAUAUUCAAAGGAGUAGUAACUAAGGGAAUUCAGGAUAAUUCUUUAGACCAUUCAGUGGAGAAUAAACCAAAGACAGCUGCUUUCUUUAAGAGCUCCAAUUUACCAUUGAGAUUUUUAUCAACUUUAAUUGUUCUCAAAACAGUCACUCAAGCUGACUACCUGGCUCAGGCGUUUGAUUCUCUGUGUUUAGACCUGAAGACAGAUGAAGGAAAAAUCUUGUUUUUGGAGUAUCAAGCUGUUCCAGUAAUACUAAAUCAUCUAAGAAUAUCCAGUAAAGGCCUCCUCUCCAAUGUCAUUGAUAGUUUGCUUCAGAUGACAGUGGAAUCUAAAUCUUUGCAGCCUUUCCUGGAAGCCUGUAGCAACACUUUAUUUUUUCGUACUUGCUCAGUGCUGCUUCGAGCCCCUAAGCUUGAUCUUCAAAUACUAGAAAAGCUCAGUAUUAUUCUGCAGAAACUUUCCAAAAUCAAGAGUAAUAAGAAGCUCUUUGAACUUUUUACAAUUCAUCUGAUGCUUCAAGAAAUGCAAAGGACAACACAUCCAGAGCAUGCCUUUCUCUGUAUUAACUUAAAUUCAACUCUGUUCAAUUUGGGUUUAACAAAAUGCAACUCCUUGGCCUCCAGUGCAAGCCAUUAGAAUAGCUUAAUAUUAUUUUAUAUAAAUUAUAUAUGUGUUGCUUAUUUGUAAGAUUGUAAAAAUCACCAAAGUAACUAAAAGUCUACCAAGUAAAGUUAUCAGUAGCAUCAUUUAUCAUGAAAAAUAUAAUUUUUUUUCACUUUUAAGUUGAAUCUAUAGAAGCUAUGGAAUUUUUGGACUGUUUCAGUUCAGUUGAGGUAGUACUUACUAAUGUACAAAAUGGAAUUUCCAGAAUUAGUGAUACUGGGGUUACUUUUUGUAAGAGUGUUUUAGGAAAAGUUUUUAAAUUAUGUGAUUAUUUGGAAUAAAAUUGGUGUUUAUGUGGGAAAGAGGAUUAGAUCAUGUUGUCAUUCUUUCUCAAAAUAUCAACAGUUUCCCCUUUCAGAAGCAAAAGUAUAUAAGUUAAAAAAAAUCUUUUUAAUGUUUAUUUUUGAGAGAGAGAGAGAGAGCAUGAAUGGAGGCAAGGGGUAGAGAGAGAGAGGGAGACAGACACAGAAUAAGAAGCAGGCUCCAGGCUCCGAGCCUCAGCACAGAGCCCAACGUGGGGCUGGAACCCACAAACCGUAAGAUCAUGACCUUGAGCCGAAGUCAGAAGCUUAACCACCUGAGCCACCCAGGCACCCCAAAAGUAUAUGUUUUAACUGCCAUCCUCAUACUAUAACUUUUGUGUAUAUCCUAGAUUCACAAAAACUGAUUUUUUAUUGUGCUGUUCACAGAGUAAAGAAUUUUUUCUAUUAUUUUUUCCAAAAUAAUUUAAUCAUCACCAAACUAUAUAUGUACCAUAGAUGGGUUUUUAAAAAAAAAAAAAACAUAAAAAUAUCUUAGUCUCCCAACACCCAGGGAUAUCUCUUGCUAUAUAACCCAAGAUGGGUGAAGUAGCCACAGGUCUGGGUGAGGUGGAUGGAGAUGGUGGGAGUUGGGACAGAAUACUGAGAAACACAGAAAAGGAGCAUUGUCCUAAAUUAUGCUGUAUCAGUAUAUAUUCUCAUUUCCAGAAGUGGAGAAAUUUUCAGGAAACACUUGGGCCUCUUCAGAUGAGUAUAAAAAAUGUGCUGUUUGUGAAGCAGAAACAGAAAGCCAUAAAGAGAGAACAGGUUGAGUAUAGUGACACUUUAAGGAACUAAAGAAUGCAGAAGGAGAAAUGCACAGCAGACACAAAAAUAUACCAUCACUGAUAUGGCAAAAGAUAGAAUCAGUGUCACGAGAAAAAAGAGUAGCUCUCACAAGUACCUUGAGAUGGUACCAACGAGAGAGUGGACAGCCGAUGGAAGAGCAAAGGUUGGCACUUGAGCCUGGCGUAUUUGAUGUUUCUGAAGAAAAGAACAGAACAGAUAGAGCAAAAGUACUGCUCAGAGAUAUAGUUGAACAAAGAUUUUGGGGCACCAAAGAAAGAUCUGCAUGUAUGGAUUGAAAGAGCACAUCGUGUUCCAGAAAAAUCAAUGAGAAAAGCAUUCUAUAAUUAGAUGCAUCCUAUAAUUUAAAAAUGAACUGUAAUUUAAUUCUAAGUAUUAUGAGGAUAAAGGCAAGAACAAACAAAAGCCAGUUACCUGCAAGAGAAGAAAAACCAAGUUAGCCUCAUGCAAUGCCAGAAGUUGAUAGGAAACUACCCUCUCAUGUUUUGGAGAGGAAAAGUUUUACUUAAAGAAUUUAUACCUAGUGAAGAUGCUUUCACAGAUGAAGACAAUGGAAGAAAGACAUUUUCAGAUAUGUAAGUGUUUAGAAAGGAUACCAUGUCUUGAGACAAGAAGCUGCUUACUUAGAUCAUUCCAACCAACUUAGACAUGAAGGGAAAUUGGAUUUAUUAAAUCCACCUCAUACCACAAGACUAGUGAAACUGAAAUCACAUAAGCAUAAAUAAAUGUAAUUAAUUAUUGUAAAUUUGUAAAAUGGGGUGAAGUGUUAAAUUUUUCAAAAGGAUAAAAAAUGGGAAAAGCAAUAAUUUAGUGAUAUUUGGAUAAACUAUAUUAACUGAUGUUAAAAACUGAGAAUUAAUGGAGCCCAGAGAUUGAAGCACAGAUGGAAGAGCUAGUGAGUAAAGUCUUCCAUAUUUUCAUGAGAAAUAGAGUCAGAAUGUUCCAUAUCAAAAUUAACUUUGACAGAGAAAAGAAGGAUAAAGGCAUGUUUGUCAAAAAUGUCAGGGUAACUACUAUCAAAGGCAGGAUCAAUAUUCUCAAAACACUGAAGAAUAAAAAGAAAAUACAUAGUCAUAGCAAAAAAAUAGAAGCCAGGAACUUGUAAAGAAUAAAAAUAUUUAUUAGGAUAAGUAAAAGUGUUUUUUUAAUGUUAUAAAUUCUUUAUUACCCUGUUCUGAUAAAUUUGAAAAUCUGGAUGAAAUAAACUAUUUUCUAGAAAAAAAUUUAUAAAAAUCAUAUCAAGAAAUAUGCAAUAUGGGACAUCUGGAUAUCUCAGUUCGUUAAGUGUCAACUUCGGCUCAGGUCAUGAUCUCACGGUUUGUGAAUUGAGCCCCACAUCGGGCUCUGUGCUGACAGCUUGGAGCCUGGAGCCUGCUUCAGAUUCUGUGUCUCCUUCUCUCUCUGACCCUCCCCCACUCACACUCUUGUCUCUCUCUCUCUCAAAAAUACUAAAAAAAUUAAGAAAUAUGCAAUAGAAAAUUAUUGAAGUCUUUGAUAAAAUUACGGAAGAAUUCUUUUUAAGUUUAUUUAUUUUGAGACAGAGUGUGGGCAUGCAUGUGGGGAGCAGGGGAGGCGCAGAGAGAGAGGGAGAGAGAGAACCCCAAGCAGGUUCUGUGCUGUCAGUGCAGAAUUCUACACAGAGCUUUAUCUCACAAGCAUGAGAUCAUGAUCUGAGCCAAAAUCAAGAGUUGGACACUUAACCGACUGAGCCACCCAGGCAUCCCAGAAUUCUUUUUAAAAAUGACAUCAAGUCCAGGUGUUUUACAGGAGAAUUGUUUUGACAUUUUAAGGUGAAAAUAUUUAAAGCUGUUUAAACUGUCCCAGAAUGUAGAAAAAGCAUCCUAAUUCAUUUUAUACAGUUAGCAUGAACCCAGUAGCAAAAAUUGUCAAAGGAAGUAGGAAAGAAUUUAACAGAUUAAAAAGUCUAAAGAAUUAUGAACAAGUCAAUACCAACCAUGUAUCACCAGAACAAUCCAUGACCAAGUAGGCUAGCAUGCAUUCUAGAAAUACAAAGUUGGAAAUUGUGGUUUAUAUACACAAUGGAAUACUACGUGGCAAUGAGAAAGAAUGAAAUAUGACCUUUUGUAGCAACGUGGAUGGAAAUGGAGAGUGUUAUGCUAAGUGAAAUAAGUCAUACAGAGAAGGACAGACUCCAUAUGUUUUCACUCAUAUGUGGAUCCUGAGAAACUUAACUUAAUGGUGUUCUACCAUGGGGGAGGGGAAGGAAAAAAAAUGGUUAGAGAGGGAGGGAACCAAAACAUAAGAGAUUUCUAAAAACUGAGAACAAACUGAGGGUUUAUGGGGGGGGUGGAGGGAGGAGUGGGUGGGUGAUGGGUAUUGAGGAGGGCACCUAUUGGGAUGAGCACUGGGUGUUGUAUGGAAACCAAUUUGACAAUAAAUUUCAUAUAAAAAAAAAUAAAGUAAAAUACUGACUAUAAAAAAAAGAAAUACAAAGUUGGCUUUCUGGUAAGAAUAAUAUAUUUUAGUGUAUUUUUAUAAUAAAGGGGGAAAGUCACACAGUCUUAAUAAAUGCCUAAAAGGUUAUAAUUCAACUCCUAUCCCUGAUAUAUGCUUAAAGGAAUAUGAAAUCAACAACAAAUUUAUGAAGCACUACAUACAUGCUUAAGGUUAGGAAUAAAAUUAAGGAGUCCAGUGAGGAAGUGUAACUUUGGGAAAGGAAAAAAACAAUCAUUUGCAGAUAAAUGUGAUUAUCCGGAAAAUGGUAAGAUUCUUACAAAACUUCAUCAAGAUACCCAGUUGUAAAAUAAACAUAUUAAAAGCAAAAGCUUUUAUAUAUUCCAGCAAUAAAUAAUUAGAAAUUGUUUUUACUUAUAAUAAUGCAUUUAAUAAUUUAAUUAACUUUUAUAAAAUAUGAAACAAACAUGAUAGAAAUGUUCAGAACCUAAAUGAGGGACUGCCAAAUGUUUGCUGAGGAAUAUCAAAGAAGACUUAAUGAUAUACCAUGUUUCUGGAUGAAGGGACUUGAUUUUGUUGAGAUGUCAGAUCUCCCCAAAUUACUUCCUAUAUUUCAACCAAAAUUAAUUUCAGUCAGAAUUCUAAAAGAAUUCUUUUUAGAAAUUGAAAAAAAAUUCUAAAGCGUAUCUGGACUUCAAAUAACCAGGCAAUAUUAGAGAAAGAAGUUUUUGAAAAUAAUCAUAGCUAAUAUUUGUUAACUGUUUUAAGUACUGGACACUGAUCUACAUUUUUACAUGUAUGAUUUAAUCCUUAUAAGCACUUUGAGACGGGUCUUACAAUCAUUGCCAGUUUACAGAUUGGAAAAGAAACAGCCUCGGGGAGACCUGAGAGGCUGGCUAAACUAAGCCACUAUUACUUAUAUGACUGGAAGUAAUCUACACAAAGGGAGAUAAUGGGGACAAAGUCAAUACGAGAUUUUUAGCCAUAUUAUACUUGUGGCUCAAGGCCGUGCAUUUUCCUUCUCUCCCAACAUCCAAAUUCUAUGGGAAUAAGAGAAGAAAUACUUCUAAAGUACAUAAAGUUAAAUAGAAAAUUUUUGUUUCCAGCAGUGUGGUAUGCUACACUUAUCCUCCAAGUGCAGUACUGCUAAGAAUGUUGAGGAUACACACACACACACACACACACACACACACACACACACACCCCUGAGCAAAUGGCAAAGUAAAAAAAUUCCUUGGAGGCCCGAAAUGAUGAUAAAUAUAAAAUCAAAAGGGUAAUUGAGGACUGGAGCCCAGUGUUUCCCCUCAGGUACCUGCCAAUCACUAGUAGCCAAGGUAGGCAUAUGGGGCAGAAGGCAAAGACUUGAAACGAUCAAGAUGGUAGAUUGAACCAGUGAUCCCUGCAUAAAGUUAGGACUCCUGAAGGACAGUGUGUGUGAUAGAAUUAGGGAAAGCCCUAUUCUGCAGAGGGAGAAAGUGGGAAUGCCUGUCUCAGCUUUGACUCUGGGAAGGAAAUCUCUCCUGGAAUUCCUAACUACCUGUCCACAUUUACAUGGACAUGGGACUUGAAUUUGUUGGCAGUCAAAAUAGUUAAGCAGAGAAUCUGGUUGAAAUGAGUCCCAGACUGGUUACCCUUAGGUGCCUGAUCGAAGAAGCAUCCCAGACCUUAGAAGUUUACUCAGAUAAGGUGCAGAGCAACAUGAGUUCACAGUGAACACACAUACACAAAGCUAUAAGUGAGAGCAGAAAUUGACUCACAAUUGAGAUACCGAAUUACAACAUAAAGUACGUUCAAUAGGUUUAAAGAAACAAGGUCAUUAGAAAUCUAAUGAAGAAACAAAAGGUAGAAAAACGGCUAGUAAGUUUUGAAAAGUAACUUCAUAGAAGUGAAAAUAUUGAAUUAGAAAUUCAAUGGAUAUGGUUUAGAAGAAAAUUGGUUAUAGAAAUUAUACAGAAUGCCUAUAAAGAAACAAAAAUCUAAAAGAUGUAAUAAAUGAAGGAAAAAGCAUAAGGAGAUCUAAUAUACAUGUUAAAUGGGUUCCAGAAGGAGGGAAUAGGGCAGAUAUAAUGUGUGAAAAAAUGAUAAGGAUUGAGAAUAAAUUAUUGAGAACUGAUGAAAAAUAUGAAUCCCUAGUUCAAGAACCCGAAUGAAUUAACAGAAAGAUAAAACAAAGAUAUAAAAACAUCAUAUAGAAAAUGAAAGAACAACAAAGACGGAGUAGAAACUUAAAAGCAGCCAGAGAUAAGACAGAUUAAUUUCAAAGCAGCAACAUAGAUCAAAAAUGACUUUGAACAACAACUGGUCCAUUAAAUGGUGGAAUAUUUUCAAUGUACUAAAGAACAAUGACUGUCAAAGUAGAAUUUUCCUACUCCUCAAAAUAUCUUUCAAGAACAGUGGCAAGGUAAAGACAUUUCAGAGAAACUAAAUAUUUACUACCAAUAAACUACAUUUAGGGGAAUUUCUAAAGGAUGUACUUUAGGAAGAAGCAAAACGCUCUCCGGAAGUUGAAGAGGUGAGAUGACACCAAAGAAAAUGGUAAAUGUGACUAUAGCAACUUAUAAAAUAGCCAUAUUUAAUUUGGUUAGAAAAGAACUAAAACCCAGGACACGAACAGCAACUCAGGAAUGGGGUAACUAGAAUUAGAGUUAAAAUGUUCUUUUGUUUUUAAAAAAAUUUUUUUUUAAUUUUUACUUAUUUUUGAGAGAGAGAGUGCAAGCAGUGGAGGGGCUGAGAGAGAGGGAGGGAGGAUCUGAAGCAGGCUCCAGGCUCCCAGCUGUCAGCACAGGGCCUGAUGCCAGGCUCGAACUCACAAACAGUGAGGUCAUGUCCAGAGCUGAAGUAGGAAGCUUAACCGACUGAGCCAUCCAGGUGCCCCAGAGUUAAAGUGUUUUAAGUUAUUAUGUUGCUUACCAAAGUAACUCAAACUUUUAAAUUAAACAUGAUGUUAAAAUUUCUAGAUAAACCACCAAAAGAUUAAAAACAAUAAUUUCUAUACUAAUAAAAGAGGUAGAGGACUCUACCAAUGAAGGCAUGAAAAAAAUAAGGGAAAAAAGGAAAUCUAUAUAAAAUAAGAUAGUAGAAGUUAAUCCAAUUACAUCAGUAAUCACAAUCAAUAUAAAUGGAUUAAACUCACCAGUCGAGGCAAUGAUUAUUGGAGUGGAUUUUAAAAAUUCAGCUAUAAAUUGUUUUCAAGAGCCAUUCUAAAAACAUAAGGACACAGAAAGAGUGAAAAUAAAACAGUGGGAGAAAAAAGAUACACGGACAAGACAUAUCCAAAAAAAAAAAAAAAAAGAAAAAAGAA